This is a messenger RNA of Aspergillus mulundensis, 5562 nucleotides long. It is a transcript of the gene chsE, whose product is annotated as chitin synthase class Va. Gene Ontology annotation, cellular component: cell periphery; myosin complex; cell septum. NCBI's taxonomy places the organism in Eukaryota, Fungi, Ascomycota, Eurotiomycetes, Eurotiales, Aspergillaceae. Bases 1 to 5562 code for a protein of 1853 amino acids. Gene Ontology annotation, molecular function: chitin synthase activity; ATP binding; cytoskeletal motor activity. The transcript is spliced from 4 exons. The record is from RefSeq and is a predicted model, not a curated record.
AUGGUUGGGAAUUCGCCAGCGGGACAGACCCCGUCCCAUGUGCAGUCGUCACUGCCCUCGUUGCCAGCCCAUUUGCAAUCCGAUACCCAUCUCACCGCGCAUCUAGCCAGCCGAUUCCAUGUCGGUCUGCCCACUGCGCGGCUCUCCUCGCACGCACUUAUCAGUCUGAACAACUUUACCUCAUCCUCAAAAGGUCCUGAUGGCGGAAAAGAAGGUAGUGCUAUGGGCGAGGCAGAGGAUCUCGCCCGAAGGGCUUAUACUCGACUUGGUGCUCGGGGAGAGAAUCAAGCGGUCGUUUUCCUAGGGGAGAGCGGCGCUGGUAAAACGACACUUCGCUCACAUCUCCUUUCCUCCUUCCUCUCCUACUCGUCUACUCCGCUGUCCUCCAAACUGUCCUAUGCCGCUUUUAUCUUCGACACCCUCACCACAACCAAGUCGUUGACAACACCGACGGCGUCAAAAGCUGGAUUGUUCCUGGAACUGCAGUAUGACGCAUCUUCAUCCGUCAACCCCACGUUGAUUGGUGGAAAGAUCAUCGAUCACCGACUCGAACGUAGCCGAAUCGCCUCUGUUCCAACCGGCGAACGGAGCUUCCAUGUCCUGUACUAUCUGCUUGCUGGCACAAGCGCCGCGGAGAAGUCACAUUUGGGCUUGGACAGCCCUAUCCACAUUACAACCGCGGGUGGUAAGCUCUCGUCGGCCGACCACAAGAGAUGGAGAUACUUGGGCCACCCGACCCAGCUGAAAGUCGGCAUCAACGAUGCGGACGGAUUCCAGCACUUCAAGACCGCCCUGCGGAAGAUGGAGUUCCCUCGAAGUGAAAUUGCCGAAAUCUGUCAAAUCCUGGCUGCUAUCCUCCAUAUUGGACAGCUUGACUUCGGCAGCGGGCAGGCUACGAUGACCGGUGCGGAGGAAUCUGGUGGCUACUCCCACGAGGGUGGUGAGACUGUUACGGUAGUGAAGAACAAGGAAGUGCUCUCCAUCAUUGCCGCGUUCCUCGGCUUAGGCGUUGGGGAAUUGGAGGCCAGCUUCGGGUACCGUACCAAGACCAUCCACCGAGAGCGUGUUACUGUCAUGCUUGACCCGAAAGGGGCACGACGAAGCGCAGAUGAGCUCUCGCGCGUCUUGUACUCUUUGUUAGUUGCGUACGUGAUUGAGAACAUGAACCAGAGAAUCUGUGCUGCUGAAGACAGUGUUGCCAACACGGUGUCAAUCAUCGACUUCCCUGGCUUCGCUCAAGCCUGUUCCACCGGCUCUACCCUUGAUCAGCUCCUUAACAACGCGGCGAUCGAAUCAUUGUACAACUUCUGUCUUCGAUCAUUCUUCGACCGCAAGGCUGACAUGCUGGAACGUGAAGAGGUUGCCGUGCCCGCGACGAGCUAUUUUGAUAACACUGAUGCUGUUCGUGGGUUGCUGAAACAAGGCAAUGGGUUGCUCAGCAUUCUAGACGACCAGACCAAGCGUGGAAGGACGGACGCUCAAUUCGUCGAAGCGGUGCGGAGACGGUUCGAUAACAAGAAUCCUGCCAUCACUGUUGGCGAUUCUGGCUCUGGAACAGGAUAUGGGAUGGUCUCUCAAAACGCUCGCUCAUCCUUCACUGUGAAGCACUUUGCUGGAGAGGUCGACUACUCCGCCACAGGGCUACUGGAGGAGAACGGAGAGGUUAUUUCCGGCGAUUUGAUGAACCUUAUGAAAUCUUCUCGCAGCGAUUUUGUAAGGGAGCUCUUUGGUCAAGAAGCCCUGCAAACUGUGGCCCACCCCAAAGAGAAAACUGCAAUUAUACAAGCCCAAGUAAGCUCCAAGCCUCUGCGGAUGCCCAGCAUGGCAAGGCGCAAGGUCAGUCCAGCUUCACGCCUCACCUUCGACGCAACCCCAGCCGAAGAUCCAUAUGAGACGGAAAGCCAAACCGGUAGUUCGGCCAAGAAUUCUUCGGCCAAGAGGAAGGGCGGAAUGCUUAUGGGUGGCAUGCAAGGCGCGGCAGGGCAGUUCCUAUCUUCGCUUGACAUUGUGAACAAGUGCUUGACCUCUGCCAACCUGAACCCAUACUUUGUCUUUUGCUUGAAGCCGAACGACCGGCGCAUCGCCAACCAGUUCGACAGCAAGUGUGUGAGAACCCAGGUUCAAACCCUUGGCAUCGCUGAAAUCAGUCAACGCCUGCGGAAUGCCGACUUCAGUGUUUUCCUGCCAUUUGCCGAAUUCCUCGGUCUCGCAGACGUCGGUAACGUUGUUGUUGGUAGUGACAAGGAGAAAUCUGAAGUGGUCUUGGAUGAAAAGCGCUGGCCCGGCAAUGAAGCCCGGGUUGGCAGCACAGGAGUCUUCCUCAGCGAACGAUGUUGGGCAGACCUCGCCAAGGUGGGCGAGCGCGUCAUCCCUUCCUUUGCUGCCUCAGACGACGGAGGCGAGGGACUUUUGCAUCCCAAAUCUGCCAACUACGCGGAUUCUAAGGUUCGGCUCCUCAACCCCUCGGACCACUCACCCGGUGCAUACAUCUACGGCGACGAAUCGAAGCAGGGGUCCAACGCUAGUCGCGACUUUGAUGGACGCUCUGACGCCGGUUACUCGGCGUUUAACUCGGGCGAUAUGUUCCACAACCUUGAGACUAGGGAACAGAUGCUGGAAAAAGGAAACGAGAAGCAGAUGGAGGAGGUCGACGAAGUGCCCGUUUCCGGCAGUCGAAAGCGCUGGAUGUUUCUUGUGUGGCUGCUCACUUGGUAUAUCCCAACUCCUGCAAUUCGCUAUAUUGGUCGGAUGAAGCGCAAGGAUGUUCAAGUUGCGUGGCGUGAGAAGCUGGCAAUUAACUUGAUGAUCUGGUUCUGCUGUGGCGCUGCUAUUUUCAUCAUUGUUGGAUUCCCCGCGCUCAUCUGUCCUACACAACACGUCUAUUCCGCGGCAGAAUUGUCGUCACACGACGGCAAAGAUGGCCAUAGCUCGUACACUUCCAUCCGCGGUGUUGUUUUGAAUCUUGGAGACUUUCUGGAUGCUCAUUACCCGAAAAUCGUACCGCAGUCGUCCUUGAAGAAGUACGCUGGUGUUGAUUCCACGGCCCUGUUCCCGGUUCAAGUAUCAGCGCUGUGCAAGGGCAAGGACGGCAGCAUCGACCCGAAGGUCUUGCUCGACUACAAGCCGACCAAUUUCUCUGGUUCUGUUACUACUACUAGUUCCGGUGACGCCAAUUCCGUGUAUCAUGACUUCAGGUACUUCCACGGAAGCGACUAUCGCCCCGACUGGUAUGCCGAGCAGAUGGAAUACCUCAAGGCGAACUACUACAAAGGCUGGAUUGGAUACAGUGCGGAGUACCUGCAUACCCUGGCUAGCAAAUCUCAAAACAUUGCAAGCAUUGAUGGGAAAAUUUACGAUAUGACAACCUAUAUUGCCGGAGGUCGACGAAUCCAAGGACGCGAGGGCGAUAACCUUACCGGCAUUGACACUGAAUUUAUGGACCCCCUGGUGGUUGACCUCUUCCAGCAGAAGUCCGGCGAAGACAUUACAAAAUACUGGAAGGAUCUGCCACUUUCUCCCGCGAUGCGAGAGGACAUGUUGCUCUGCUUGAACAACCUGUUUAUUGUUGGCCACGUCGACACUCGAAACUCGACGCAGUGCCAGUUUGCGCAAUACUUCAUCCUUGCCAUUUCGAUCUUGAUCUGUUCCGUCGUGGUCUUCAAGUUCUUUGCGGCGCUGCAAUUUGGAAAGAAGAAUCUGCCAGAGAACCUUGACAAGUUUAUCAUCUGUCAGGUUCCUGCCUACACGGAAGAUGAAGAAUCACUGCGCCGUGCUAUAGACUCGAUGGCCCGCAUGCAGUAUGACGACAAACGCAAACUUCUAGUCGUCAUCUGUGACGGUAUGAUUAUCGGUCAAGGCAACGAUCGCCCUACGCCUCGGAUUGUUCUCGAUAUUUUGGGUGUGCCCGAGUCUGUGGAUCCGGAGCCGCUCAGUUUCGAGAGUUUGGGUGAGGGUAUGAAGCAGCACAACAUGGGUAAGAUCUAUUCUGGUCUGUACGAGGUGCAGGGUCAUAUUGUUCCCUUCCUCGUUGUCGUCAAGGUUGGAAAGCCGUCUGAAGUCUCGCGCCCUGGUAACCGUGGUAAGCGUGACUCUCAGAUGGUGCUGAUGCGAUUCCUGAACCGCGUCCACUACAACCUUCCCAUGAGCCCUAUGGAGCUUGAGAUGCACCACCAGAUUCGGAACAUCAUUGGAGUCAAUCCCACAUUCUACGAGUUUAUCCUUCAAGUCGAUGCUGAUACUGUCGUGGCGCCGGAUGCUGCAACUCGGAUGGUUUCGUCCUGUUUGAACGAUACCCGAAUCAUUGGUGUCUGUGGAGAAACAUCGCUGACCAAUGCCAAAACCUCUGCGGUGACGAUGAUUCAGGUGUACGAAUACUACAUCUCACACAACCUCACCAAGGCUUUCGAAAGUCUUUUCGGUUCGAUUACCUGUCUGCCUGGUUGUUUCACCAUGUACCGUAUCCGAUCCGCCGAGACAGGAAAACCGCUCUUCGUGAGCAAGGAGAUCGUGGAAGCGUAUUCGGAGAUUCGAGUCGACACCCUGCAUAUGAAGAACUUGCUGCACCUCGGAGAGGAUCGUUACUUGACGACCCUGCUUCUGAAACAUCACCCCAAGUUCAAGACCAAGUACCACUUCCGGGCACAGGCGUACACCAUUGCCCCCGAAAGCUGGGCGGUCUUCCUUUCGCAACGUCGUCGCUGGAUUAACUCUACUGUGCACAACUUGGUUGAGCUGAUCCCGCUUCAGCAGCUGUGUGGGUUCUGCUGCUUUAGUAUGAGAUUUGUCGUAUUUAUCGACCUGAUCAGUACCGUCGUCAUGCCCGUCACCAUCGCAUAUAUUGUCUACUUGAUUGUCUGGAUCGCGAAAGACACGUCGUCUAUUCCGUGGACCUCGUUCCUCCUUCUCGCCGCGAUUUAUGGUCUGCAAGCGAUUAUCUUCAUUGUCCGCCGGAAAUGGGAAAUGAUUGGCUGGAUGAUUAUUUACAUCUUCGCCAUGCCCGUGUAUGCCCUUGCUCUGCCGCUCUACUCAUUCUGGCACAUGGAUGACUUCUCCUGGGGUAACACGCGUGUCAUCACUGGAGAAAAAGGCCGCAAGGUCGUCAUCUCCGACGAAGGAAAGUUUGACCCUGCGUCGAUUCCGAAGAAGAGGUGGGAGGAGUACCAGGCCGAGCUGUGGGAGGCCCAGACCUCGCGCGACGACCGAUCUGAGAUUUCCGGCAUCUCAUACGGAACCAAGUACCACCCUGCCGCGCAGUCGGAGUAUGGAUUCCCUGGGGCACGACCGAUGUCCCAGCUUGACCUACCUCGGUACACGUCUCGCAUGUCGCUCGCACCUUCUGAGAUGAUGAGCCGGCACAUGGAUAUGGAGAUGGAGGAUGUCAACCUGCCAAGCGACGACGCUGUCCUUUCCGAGAUCCGAGACAUUCUACGCACGGCCGAUCUCAUGACCGUUACGAAGAAGAAUAUCAAGCAGGAGUUGGAGAGGCGGUUUGGCGUGAGCCUGGACUCGAAGCGUCCGUACAUCAAUUCUGCCACGGAAGCCGUCCUAUCUGGCCAACUGUGA